CCUGCAGCUGCGUCUUGUAGUGACGUCACCAGAGAGCAAAGUGGGCAAGAGGGGCUCCACCGUGAAACACCUUGUGCGCGCGUGUCCGCCAAGUACGUGAUUGUUGGUGUGUGGAAAGGUAUGAAAUAAACACAGCUCUACCACAAGUCAGUGAGCUGACAGGUUUUGGAAAUUUGGGACACGCAGCGCGCGCGUCAUGAUUGCGACUAAAAGACGCUUCCCGGACUAAAUUGUCAACGGGAGACUUUUCCACUCGCUGCCGCAGACACGGACACCUCACCCAGCCACUGACAACCCGCCGCUCUCGUCUAUACGUGAAAAGAUGGUGCCAUUCUUUCUUCUUUUCUUCUUUGCUGUGUUGCCCUUACUCAGCAUAUCUGCGCACAAUACCUCUGCUGGUUGUGCUAUCAUCCGUCCUCCCAGAGAUGGUGGGAUAAGGUACAGAGGCCUUACCCAGGAGCAGAUCCGUAGUGUGCAGGCUCUCCCGGUUGACUAUGAGAUUGAGUACAUCUGCAGGGGAAACCGUGUGAUUGUGGGACCCAAGGUCAGGAAAUGUUUGCCCAAUAACACUUGGACUGACCUGACCCAACAAAGUAGAUGCUUGUUGUUAUGUGCUCGGAUGUGGAUGUCUUUGGAAAAUGGUCAAGUGGCUUCUUGGCCCAUGGGGCCCCCAGUGGAGGGGACCGUGCUGCGCUAUAGCUGCCUCCCUGGCUUCGUCUUGAUGGGCCGAAACGCAACACAGUGCAAUAAGUUGGGCAAGUGGGAUACGCCCAAACCAGUGUGCCACUAUGAUCGGAAUUUCAAAGCUCUAGGCAAGAAGAAGCUCUACAUUGGCGCUCUCUUUCCCAUGAGUGGAGGCUGGCCUGGAGGACAAGCCUGCCUCCCUGCCGCUAAGAUGGCCCUGGCUCUGGUGAAUGAAAGGACCGAUAUACUGCCAGACUAUGAACUGGAGCUCAUUCAUUAUGACAGUAUGUGUGAUCCCGGAGAAGCCACCAAGCUGCUUUAUGACCUUCUGUACACCGAACCCAUCAAAAUUGUUCUGAUGCCAGGUUGCAGUUCCGUGUCAACAUUGGUGGCAGAGGCAGCUCGCAUGUGGAACCUCAUAGUGCUGUCCUACGGGUCCAGUUCCCCAGCUCUGUCCAAUCGCCAGCGCUUUCCUACUUUCUUUCGCACUCAUCCAUCUGCUACGCUGCACAACCCCACUCGAGUGCAACUAUUCCAAAAGUGGAAAUGGACCAAGAUUGCAACCAUUCAGCAGACAACGGAAGUUUUUACAUCGACCCUGGAUGAUCUAGAAGAGAGGGUGAAGGAAGCUGGGAUUGAAAUCAGCGUUCGCCAAAGCUUCCUGAGUGACCCUGCUGUGGCUGUAAAAAACCUCAAGCGUCAAGAUGCCCGAAUCAUUGUUGGCCUCUUCUAUGAGACUGAAGCCAGGAAGGUCUUUUGUGAGGUCUACAAGGAAAAGCUGUAUGGAAAGAAAUACGUGUGGUUCCUCAUUGGCUGGUACGCAGACAACUGGUUUAAAAUUAAGGACCCUUCCAUCAACUGUACAGUGGAGCAAAUGGCAGAAGCUGUGGAAGGUCAUGUGACCACUGAGAUCGUCAUGCUCAAUCCAGAAACUGUGCGAGGAGCUUCCAACCUGUUGUUGUGA
Molecule: messenger RNA, 1648 nt
Organism: Entelurus aequoreus (snake pipefish)
Lineage: Eukaryota; Metazoa; Chordata; Actinopteri; Syngnathiformes; Syngnathidae
Product: gamma-aminobutyric acid type B receptor subunit 1-like
Exons: 13
Coding region: 323-1648 (441 amino acids)
Biological process (GO): gamma-aminobutyric acid signaling pathway; G protein-coupled receptor signaling pathway
Cellular component (GO): membrane; G protein-coupled receptor heterodimeric complex
Molecular function (GO): G protein-coupled GABA receptor activity
Source: RefSeq, a predicted model, not a curated record